AUGAUAGCUGUUCUGCUCCUGUCGCUGGUCGCCCACUCCUUUGCUCUGCCUCUGCCGUCCGGGGACAAAGACAGCUUGCUUUUAGCAGAGAAGUACCUUCGUCGGUUCUAUGGCCUCCCAGCUGGUCUCCAAGGUAGACAGAGGUCCUCAGGUGCCUUUCAGACCAAGAUCACGGAGAUGCAGAGAUUCUUCAAACUCAAGGUGACGGGGAAUGUGGACGACAACACUCUGGAGCUGAUGAAACAGGCCAGAUGUGGCGUCCCUGACGUCGGGGAGUACAACCACUUCCCUCGAGACCUCAAAUGGCAAAACAACAAUAUCACAUUCAGGAUAGUGAAUUAUACACCAGAUCUGCAGAAGUCUGAUGUAGACAGAGCCAUCCGCAAUGCGCUGAACAUUUGGUCUGACGUCACCCCUCUGACCUUUAAGAAGCUGCGCGAGGGCAUCGCUGACAUUAUGAUCAGCUUUGGAAGUAAAGAGCAUGGAGACUAUAACCCCUUUGAUGGGCCUAACGGAUUGCUUGCUCAUGCCUACCCACCGGGCCAAGGCAUCGGAGGAGACACUCACUUUGAUGAGGAUGAAAACUGGAGCAAAGAUUCAUCAACUUACAACCUGUUUAUAGUGGCGGCCCAUGAGUUGGGCCACGCCCUCGGCAUGGCCCAUUCCACAGACGCGGGCGCCCUGAUGUACCCCGUCUACUCGUACGCUACAGGCUACCCACUGGCUGAGGAUGACAUCGAAGGCAUUCAAGCUCUCUACGGCCCGAACCCAAACUCAAGGAAAGUGAAGCCAAAGCCGGACGCACCCAACAAAUGUGACCCCAUGUUAAGUUUUGAUGCCAUCACAGAGCUCAGAGGGGAAACCAUCAUCUUCAAAGACAGAUUCUACUGGCGUCUCCACUCUCAGAUGCCGGAGCCUGAGCAGACCCUGAUCAAGUCCACGUGGCCCACCAUCCCCAACAAGGUGGACGCAGCAUACGAGUACCCAGAGAAGGAUCAAGUCAUCAUAUUCAGUGGGAUCCGAAUGUGGGCUUUGAAUGGAUACACCCUCGUGGACGGUUACCCAAAGUACAUACACACACUUGGUCUUCCCAAGAAAAUAAGGGAAAUAGAUGCGGCAGUGCACAUCGGAGACACCGGGAAAACUCUGUUCUUUACCGAUGAGCAGUAUUGGAGCUACGAUGAAGCAACAGCCACCAUGGACAGCGGUUACCCGCGAUCCAUCGAGGAGGAUUUUCCUGGGAUGGAUGACGAGGUCGACGCAGCUGCGUAUCACUAUGGAUUCUUGAAUUUCUUCCACGAACACAUACAGUACGAGUACAGCUACACCUCAAGGAAGGUCAUUCGCAUCAUGAGGACCAACUCCAUUCUCAACUGCUGAUGACGUCUGCAACCGUCAACGAUGUCUUAAUAAUAUAUGUGAAUGCAUGGCACACAACAUCAGCACAAAAACCUGAAUACAAGCAAACACACGUUAAAAAAUGAGACAUAGGAAGAUGCAGUUCAUUGAAUGAGCAGAGGAGAUGGAGCCAUGCAGGGUUGACCUGUUAAAGUUUAUUAUUACUAGUGCUGGACACCUGUAGGUCAUACAGUAUCAUUUGUCAGACACAGAAUGCUGGAGUAUUUCUCAGAAAUGUAUUUCCUUAGAUUAUUUUAUUUAUAUUUAUUUCACAUCUCUAUAUUUGUACUAAAAGUUUCACUAUGAACGGCAAGAUCCUUAGCAGGUUAAGUUUCCUGUCAAUAACAGUUUGGCUGACCUCAAUAUUUGACCAGUGUACAUGUUUCACUAACUUUAGUAUUUUAAGAGCUUGGCAGUUUAAUAUAUUCUUUGUUUGUUUUUUGGAUUUUUGUGAGUUUUGUGAAGUGCAUUAAAAGCAGUGAAAUUAAGAUCCUGUGCUGAAGAGCUGAACGUAAAGUGAUGAUGUACCAUUUAGUGGCAUUUUUAGGGACAUUUAAAGUAUUUCAUAUUGUGCCAAAUCAGAGGUUUAACACAUCACAUGAAUGGGACUGUGUAUGAAAGAUCUACUUACUCAAACCAGAUUUCUUAACACACGGCUUUAACCAGAUGUCUUUGUAGCACUGAAGGUACAUUUUUGACAUAUGUGGUAAUUUUGGUCUGUAUUUUCAAAAUCCUUUAAAAAAUG
Molecule: messenger RNA, 2143 nt
Organism: Anarrhichthys ocellatus (wolf-eel)
Lineage: Eukaryota; Metazoa; Chordata; Actinopteri; Perciformes; Anarhichadidae
Gene: mmp13b
Product: matrix metallopeptidase 13b
Exons: 11
Coding region: 1-1380 (459 amino acids)
Biological process (GO): extracellular matrix organization; collagen catabolic process; proteolysis
Cellular component (GO): extracellular matrix
Molecular function (GO): metalloendopeptidase activity; zinc ion binding
Source: RefSeq, a predicted model, not a curated record